CAGCGGCGGUGGGAACGGCCCAGCACGAUGCGGUUCCCACGGCUCCUGCUGUGCCUGGCCGUGUGGGUGCUGUGCGGCUCUGCCAAGCCCACGGAGCGCAAGGAGCGCGUGGUGCGGGAGGCCCCGCUCAGUGCCCGUGAGCACGACGAUGCCCAGAGCUUUGACUACGACCACGACGCCUUCCUUGGCGCCGACGAGGCCAAGAGCUUCGACCAGCUCACCCCGGAGGAGAGCAAGGAGCGCCUGGGGAAGAUUGUAGGGAAGAUAGAUGAAGAUGGAGACGGGUUCGUGACAGUGGAGGAGCUCAAGGCCUGGAUCAAGUUUGCCCAGAAGCGCUGGAUUUAUGAGGAUGUGGAGCGCCAGUGGAAGGGCCAUGACCUCAAUGAGGAUGGGCUGGUUUCCUGGGAGGAGUAUAAAAAUGCCACCUAUGGGUAUAUCUUGGACGAUCCAGACCCCGACGAUGGCUUCAACUACAAACAGAUGAUGGUGCGGGAUGAGCGGCGCUUCAAGAUGGCUGACAAGGACGGGGACCUGGCGGCCACCAAGGAGGAGUUCACGGCCUUCCUGCACCCUGAGGAGUACGACUACAUGAAGGACAUAGUUGUGCAGGAAACCAUGGAGGACAUUGACAAGAACGGCGACGGUUUCAUUGACCUGGAAGAGUACAUUGGUGACAUGUACAGCCAGGAUGGUGAUGCUGAUGAGCCCGAGUGGGUGAAGACAGAGCGGGAACAGUUUGUGGAAUUCCGGGACAAGAACCGGGAUGGGAAGAUGGACAAGGAGGAGACCAAGGAUUGGAUCCUGCCCUCGGACUACGAUCAUGCUGAGGCUGAGGCCCGGCACCUCGUCUAUGAGUCCGACCAGGACAAGGAUGGGAAGCUGACGCGGGAGGAGAUCGUGGACAAGUCAGACCUGUUUGUGGGCAGCCAGGCCACGGACUUCGGGGAGGCGUUGGUGCGGCAUGACGAGUUCUAGCCCUGCUGGUUAGUUCUAGCCUCGACACCUGCUCGUGGGCUCUGUCCCUCCCCGAGGCUGCUCCUGCCAUGGAGAAACCCCACGCCGGCUCCCGGGGACGGGGCUCGGGAAAGCCACACUCCCCCUGCACCUGGGGCUCGUCUCGUCGUGGGUUUCCCCCGGAU
Molecule: messenger RNA, 1139 nt
Organism: Cinclus cinclus
Lineage: Eukaryota; Metazoa; Chordata; Aves; Passeriformes; Cinclidae
Gene: CALU
Product: calumenin
Exons: 7
Coding region: 28-975 (315 amino acids)
Cellular component (GO): endoplasmic reticulum
Molecular function (GO): calcium ion binding
Source: RefSeq, a predicted model, not a curated record